Molecule: messenger RNA, 4082 nt
Organism: Quercus lobata
Lineage: Eukaryota; Viridiplantae; Streptophyta; Magnoliopsida; Fagales; Fagaceae
Exons: 9
Coding region: 126-2759 (877 amino acids)
Biological process (GO): transcription by RNA polymerase I
Cellular component (GO): fibrillar center
Molecular function (GO): RNA polymerase I core promoter sequence-specific DNA binding
Source: RefSeq, a predicted model, not a curated record
CUAUUUUGGUAACUUGGUUGAGCUGAGCGGCUAACUUCCCUUUGCGUGCCCCUGCGAUUUGAACAUUGAAGUGAACAAAUAAGAACAGUUCUAUUAUCUACGCAGAGAGAGGUUCAGGUUGAAAAAUGGAGCUCUCGUCUGACUGGAAAUCCCUCUUCCCAAUAUCAUCAGUUUUCAAACCUCCACUUCUCCUCACAGAUUCAGACUCAAAACCCAUACUGGGUCCACUCUUCUUCAACCCUAAACCCAAAACCCUUUCUGUUCUCUUCACCUCUCCAUCUCUCCCAAACCCACCACCGCCUUUCCUCCAAACCCACAACCUCCUCUCCUUCCUUCGCCUCCCUCUUUCCAACUCCCUCCUUCUCUUCUUCCCCACCGGUCCCAACUCCGACCGACUCGGCUUCUUGCUUCUCUCUAUCAAAGCUUCCCGUUUCGACACCUGCGGCGCCAAAGACGAUGAGGUUUUACACGAAACUACCGGGUUCGAGUACCGCAUUCUCAGGAUUGCGGUUAACCCCAACCCCUUUCCCUAUCCAGGUAAUAAUCAUAAUCAUAAUCAUUCCACUGUUGUUGGGUAUUUGCUGGCUUCUACAUUGUGCUCUGUGCAUUGGUUUGUUGUUCAGGAAAUUCAUAAUUCUGGUAAAUUUCCCAGAGUCUUUUGUUUAGGUUCUAAGGUUUUUAAGACUAGCUCUGUUGUAUAUGCUUGUUGGAGUCCACAUAUACCCGAGGAGAGUGUAGUUUUGUUAGAAAGUGGUGCUUUGUUCUUGUUUGAUUUGGAGUCUUGUUUUAGAAGAAGUAGGACUUUCAAUUCCAAUGCACGUUUUAGAGGGACUAAGUUGCUUGUAUCGUGGGAUGCUGAUUCUGAUUCGGGGAACUGUAAAUGGUUGAGCUGUGAAUUCAGUUGGCAUCCUAGGAUUUUGAUUGUUGCCCGGUCUGAUGCAGUUUUCUUGGUCGAUUUGAGGUUUGAUGGGUGUACUGUGAGUUGUUUAGCUAAGGUUGAGAUGCUGAGGAUGUAUACUUCGGUUCAAAAUGAACGGUUCCUUACGUUUACAAUGGCAGGAUCUGAUGGUUUCUAUUUUGCAUUGGCCUCAGAUAGUUUGUUGGUUCUUUGUGAUGUGCGGAAACCAAUGAUGCCGUUGUUGCAAUGGGCUCACGGUCUUGAUAAUCCGUGCCAUAUUAAUGUAUUUAGAUUAUCGGAAUUGAGAUCAAACUCAAGGGAUGAUAAAUAUAGGUGGGCUUCUAAAUCGGGUUUUUGUAUAAUAUUGGGAUCUUUUCAGAAUUGUGAGUUUAAUCUAUUUUGUUAUGGACCUACUAUACCAACUCCGAGAGGAUCCAUUAUUUCUGAAGUUUCGAAAGUUUUGAAAACCCAUUAUGCAUGGGAGCUUCCUUCAGAUCUCUUAUUGUCGGGUCGUGAGUGUCAAUGUGGAAGUUGUCUUGUGAGAGAGGAGAUUUUGAAGGAUGAUCUUCCUAAAUGGAUUGAUUGGCAGCAUAAGAAGGAAUUGGCUUUGGGUUUUGUCAUUUUAAACAAAGAUCUAUCAGCAAUGCUUUCCGAGUCGAAUGAAUUUGGUGGUUUUACAUUGAUAAGACUUAUAUCAUCAGGGAAGCUUGAAUCACAAAGCUAUUGUGCCUCGUGGAAGUUGAAAGAACUUCACACAGAGCGGUUCCAUUUUAAAGAUAAUUCCCUGUAUAUUAUGGAUGAUGAGGAGUACAAAUUUCCUAGAAGAUUUAAGUACGUGAAACUUGAUAAACUCUCUGCAUAUUUGAAUGGUAGUCUAACUGAAGUCCUGGUUUCAAAAUUGAAAAAUCCUUGCAAGGGUCCUCGAGAAAAGGAAUCUUUUAGCUCAGAAUCUCAUGAAAUCUUGUGUGAGAAGUUGAAGGCUUGUGGGUUUGGUCGAUUGAGAUCGCCUCCUGCAGUUUCUGUUGUUUUUAAUGACAUUAGCUCGCCAGCAAGCAUACAUGAGGUUGCUUUGAGAAGGUUGUGGGCAGGCCUGCCAAUGGAACUCUUACAACUGGCCUAUUCCAACUACUCAGAGUUCCUUGAGGUACUUUUGGACCAGAAAAAAGUAUCUUUGGAAUUUCUAGUUGUCCCUGACCUACCUCAAUUGCCUCCUUUCUUCUUAAGAAGGCCUUCAUGCCGUAGCAAUAAGUGGUCACACAAAGUGCAGCGAGAUGAUGCUCUAGUGGGUCCAGUACUUCCUUUUCCUAUUUUACUUACACUUCAUGAGUAUCGUAAUGGCCACUCAGAAUCGGAAGAAGAAGCAGGUGUAUUUUCAUUAGAGAGGGAAAUUAGCCUACAAUGUGAUGAAAUCAAGCAGGUGGCCAGUGAAAUGGCCUUGUCAUAUUCUAGUUGUGAGCUUCAUGGUGACCAAGCUAUCUCCCUUGCUGAUGAAAGAGAAGAUAUGUGGGGUAGUUCUCAAAAACCAAAACCUUUUUGUUUAUACCAUCCAGUUGCAUUUAAGUGCUCUACCAUGGAUCACGUACAGGACAAUGUCUUUAAGGAUGAGAAAUUUGAUAACCUGAUUUUUAAAGUGCCUGAGAAGAAGCAUGUUCCUAAUGGCUUGGUGGAAACCAUUGGACCAGAACUGUUUGAUGAUCUCUGCCCUGUUGAUUUGAGAUUUGAUACUUCUGCCAAGAACUUCGGGCGAAAUGAAUCAAAGAUAUACAAAGUUUUGAAGAAGAAAUGGUCUAAAUGGCAAGACGGAUUUAAUUUAUAUCAGCAAUUUUGCACAGAGUCUAAAUUCCAAAAGCAAUCAGCAUGACAGUUAGAUUUUCUCCCCUAAAUUUGUAAACAUUCCCCUCUCGGAAGAUGAUUUUAGUGAUAUGAUGGCAGCUCUGAAAUUUUUCUCAUUGUUAUGAUUCUAUUUUAAAUGAUUCUGAGAAGAGGGCACAGUAUGAUAGGAAGCGCACACAAGGUAAAGAAAACGUAGAAUUGCUGCUGGUGAUGCAGAGGGGUUUAGAUAUGCUUAUCAAACUCAUUUCUCUGAUUCAUUCCAUAAAAUAUUCUCCGAGGUAGUUUUCAUAACCUUAAAUGUAAUACAGUCUAUUGUCAAUUUGUUAUGGAUAGAUUUAAAAGUCAUUUGAUACCUUACGGAUCUUUGAAGAAGAGGCCAAUCCAUUUGUAUCUGAUAUCCAGGUCGAGCUGUCACUCUCCUUUUCUGAAGCUGUAAAAGGAUGCACAAAGGAUCUGUCUUUUGAUGCAUUUGUGCCCUGUGAUUCUUGCUGUGUAUUUCCAGAAGCCUCAGCCAUCCCAUUUGGAGAAGGCAUGGCAAAAGGACUAAAAGGACAAGAUCUUGGCGGAAUGGAUGGUGAACAUAUUUGUCACCGUGUGGAUACAUUGCUACAUAUGAACAUGGAAGCAUACAUGGGGAGCCUGGGGACUUGAUGCUAAGAACCCGUGUGGAGAUGGCGUGGCUAUCCACCUGAUGCCAAGACAAAAGUUUGUCCAACUUGCGGAGGCACAGGGAGUGUAACAAUUCCUCUGUUUACAUCAAGGUGUGGCUCUUGUAAAGGGUCUGGCUAAAUCAUUAAGGAACACUGUAUGUCAUGUAGAGGAUCAGGGAUGGUUGAAGGUGUAAAGGAGAUUAAAGUUACAAUUCCAGCAGGUGUGGACUCUGGAGAUACGAUUCAUGUACCAGGAGCUGGUAAUGGAGGACGUGGAAGUCAACCUGGGAACUUAUUCAUUAAGCUAAAGGCAUAGUUUUACUUAUUCAUAAUAUAGCUUACUCAAAGAUUCAUUGCUGGAGUCUGGAAGAGUGUGUGAUUGCAACUUCUUAUUAGUUUCUAUGAUGGUAAAAUAAGUGAAAGUUCAUUAAGGGAGGUUCCUAGGUUGGGAGAUGGUGGGCAACAGCAUAUAACCUUUUUCUAUGAAAAAUAAAACCAAAAAAAAAAAAGCAUGAUUUUUGUUCUAGUUUUCAGUUGGGUAGCCCUGUUACUCUUUUACUUAUCCAAAAAAGAAAAAAAGAAAAAAAUCAGUUGGGUAGUCCUAAUCUCUCAUAUUGUAUGAGUAAAUGCACUUGGAUCUCUCUCUAAACUAGUUUUACUUAUUGAUUAUAUAGCUUAUUCAAAGAUUUGUUGCUGGAGUC